CCUUCUUGAGCAGCCGCGCUCUUGAUUGGCUGCUCGGGAGGUUGGCUGGUUGUCUGUCUCUGCUGCGCCCCGCCCUCCCACGGAGUUCAUUUACAUAUUUAAAGAGGAAGCGGCCCUUUUCCUCUCAUUGACACACCUUUCUGCGCAGGCGCAGACAGGCCGGCCUUCCUUUCUGUUCCUGCUUAUAUUGCAGUUUGGAGAACAAGCCUUAACUAGUUUCCAACAGGCCUCUGAGGAUGCCUGACAUAGAUGUGGGCGAAAUGUCAGGAGAGAAUGCUUCUGGAACAUGGCCAGACAGCCCGGAAAACAGACAACAACCCUCAGAAGAGAAAGCUUCUGGAACAUGGCCAUAUAGCCCAAAAGACUCACAGCAAAUCACUUAAAAGCAUCUUUUUAACUAUCAAGAACAACAAACAAGAGAGGUGCGGCAUAUAAGGCUGAGUCGGGGCCUUGUUGCUCCACAACAGUCUUGGCUCCAGGAUGAUGGGCUUCAAUUUGCUUGCCUUCUUGGCGGCUGCCUUCCUCGGCCUCUGUGCCGGUCAGUCCUCGCCGGACCUCAUCACCUCCCUCCCGGGUUUGGCCGAAAUGCCGGCCUUCCAGCAAUGGUCGGGCUUCCUCCAGGCCGGGCCGGGCAAGUAUUUCCACUACUGGUUUGUGGAGUCCCAGGGCAACCCGGCGAGCGACCCUGUGGUUCUUUGGCUGAACGGAGGUCCCGGCUGCAGCUCCAUGGAGGGCUUCUUGGCCGAGAACGGGCCGUUCCAUGUGAACAGCGAGGGCACCCUGUACCUGAACCCCAGCAGCUGGAACCAGGUGGCCAACAUGCUGUACCUGGAAUCCCCGGCCGGAGUGGGCUACUCCUACUCCACGGAGGGAGAGACCACCCUCAGCGACAGCCAGGUGGCCGAGGACAACUACCAGGCGCUGCAGAGCUUCUUUGCGAAAUUCCCGGACUUCGCCAGCAACCCGUUCUAUGUCUUCGGGGAAAGCUACGGCGGGAUCUACGUCCCGAGCCUGACGGCCAAGAUCGCAGCCGGAGCCGCCAAGGUCAACCUGAAGGGAUUCGGUGUGGGCAACGGCAUGACGAACUACGCCCUCAACGACGAGACGCUGAUGGAGUUCUGCUACUCCCACGGAGUCUUUGGGGACGACCUGUGGACCUCCUUGAAUGAAAACUGCUGCAGCGACGGAAUCUGCAACUACUCCGACAAUGACAACAGCAACUGCAUCACAGCCAUCUCGGAGGCCUAUGGGGUGCUUUAUGGGAUUGGCCUGAACAUAUACAAUCUGUAUGCGCCCUGCUGGGGAGGGGCCCACUACCAGGACCGCUACCAAGCCGACCUCUCCAACCUCUUCCACCAAUACCAGUUCAACGUCCCUGUGCCGGCAGUGGGUGCCAUCCCAGGAGUGCCGGCGUGUAUCAACGCCACGGCCAUGUACGUCUGGCUGAACGCAGAUGACGUCCGGCAGGCUCUCCAUAUUCCCAGCAGCCUCCCAAACUGGGAACUUUGCAGUUCCCAGGUGCGGGCGCAUUACCAGCGGGAAUACCAGGACAUGUCUCCCUUCUACAAGGCUCUGCUGGAGCAGGACCUGAGAGCGCUGGUCUACAACGGAGACGUGGACAUGGCCUGCAAUUUCCUGGGGGCUGAGAAGUUUGUCCAGGCUUUGAACCAGUCGACGCAAAGCGGGUUCCAGCCCUGGUACUACAAAGACCAAGUGGCAGGGUUUUUCAAGGAAUAUGAGAAGAUCACGUUCCUGACGGUGAAGGGUGCUGGGCACAUGGUCCCCCAGUACAAGCCUGGCCCGGCUCUGAAGAUGUUCAAAUGCUUCCUCUCCCAAACCAGCUACGUUUGACCCACCGUCAUGGCCUUGUCAUUAGUCUCCGAACGCUUGGGAAAGAGUCUACAAUCCUGCUCAGAACUACCCUUUGUGAGCACACUGUAAACACUGCUGAUGAUAUGUGUAUAAUAUAUAUUUCUAUUAUGAUUCCAUGUUAUUAAAAUGUAUUAAUCAUGCAGACCUGCUGCGUCCAUGAUGCUCAACUCAGAUUGCGCAAAAGAGUUUUGCUCUCCUUUUGCAUAUAGGUUUAUUAGAGCGUUCCAGGCAGGUGAAAACAGGAAACAUAGCAAAACGAGACCAUAGGCAAAACUUGGAUAAAGUAAUUCAAUAAGCAAACAUUAAAUCCCAAAGACCAAGGAGCUAGAAAAUAUCCUUGAAAACAAGGAGCGCUUGGAAACAGGAACCUUGGAGGUAAAGCAAUGUUGCCUUGACUGGAAAAUGAACGCUACAUGAAUGAAUAAAAGCCUUCCCCAAAAUCCCA
Anolis carolinensis (green anole) is the source of this 2317-nucleotide messenger RNA. RefSeq names its product lysosomal protective protein. Gene Ontology annotation, biological process: proteolysis. Gene Ontology annotation, molecular function: serine-type carboxypeptidase activity. Lineage: Eukaryota; Metazoa; Chordata; Lepidosauria; Squamata; Anolidae. The record is from RefSeq and is a predicted model, not a curated record. The coding region runs from base 481 to 1851 and encodes 456 amino acids. The transcript has 12 exons.